AUGUAUACCAGGGAAUACUCGAGGGACUAUUCCAAGCCCCGCAAAUCGGUUAUUAGGAUGGAUCCAGACUGUGCCAUCUGCCAUGCUCCGGCAACCCUUGCCUGUGACUGCGAGGCCAAGGGUCUCGAGGUUGCGAUCCGACAAGCCGAGUCCCGCAUGAUGCAGUCGAUAUACACUGAUAUACGGUCAUGGGUACGGGGACAUGCUCAAGACUAUAUCCUCGAAUACUUCCGUCUGCUGACCGAGCGCCGGAAAACCGCGCACUCGUCCCACCUGGAACGUCUAACAGCACACGCAUAUCACUACUACCAUGCGCCGCCACACCCCAACGAGAUAGCCCAAGCCCAAGCAGCUCUCAAGCGCGGCAUCGAUGAAGACUGGCAAGCGAGUGUGCAACGGUAUCCUGAGGUGCUAGAGUACUUCUACAGUCUCGUAGAGCUCACACUCCCCGGCGAUGACGAGUCCGCCGUGAAAGACCCGCCCCUGAGUGCUCUGAACGGAUCGCGCAAAGCCGGCCGACGCAGCACGACUGGUACCCUCGCGGGCGAGAGUUUUCACGAUAGUAGGAAUACGCCACUACCCCGAAGGACACCGCCACCGAUGAUAGACAGGAGAACACCUGGACCGCCGCCUAUGGCUGGGCUGGCUGGGCUGGGUCCGCCGCCGCCGCUACCGCCGCCCAGCUCGGGUAGGCGAAUGUACCGGCCUCCCGCGCCGAGCUUUUACAGCAAUCAGAACUACUGA
Messenger RNA from Pseudomassariella vexata, 744 nucleotides. RefSeq lists its product as uncharacterized. NCBI's taxonomy places the organism in Eukaryota, Fungi, Ascomycota, Sordariomycetes, Amphisphaeriales, Pseudomassariaceae. The transcript has 2 exons. The record is from RefSeq and is a predicted model, not a curated record. The coding region runs from base 1 to 744 and encodes 247 amino acids.